UUCCUCCUUUCUUCCUUUCGCUUCGCAGCGCUUCAAUUCGCCUCCAUCCCUAUCCACUAUAAAUAUAACCUCUCCCGUCUCCUCUUCUCUCCGUCCCUCGCUUCUCUCGCGCACCGACCGAACGAUCGAUGGCGGCGUCAAGCCAAGCGAGCCUUCUGCUCCAAAAGCAGCUCAAAGAUCUCAUGAAGAAUCCGGUGGACGGCUUCUCUGCCGGUUUGGUGGACGAUAAUAAUAUCUUCGAGUGGAGCGUUACCAUCAUGGGGCCGCCCGAUACGCUCUACGAUGGUGGUUAUUUCAAUGCACUCAUGAGCUUUCCUUCCAACUAUCCCAACAGUCCUCCAUCCGUUCGCUUUACAUCAGAAAUGUGGCACCCAAAUGUUUAUCCUGAUGGCCGUGUUUGCAUAUCAAUUCUUCAUCCACCUGGUGAUGACCCAAAUGGCUAUGAACUUGCUAGUGAGCGCUGGAUGCCUGUACACACAGUUGAGAGCAUUGUUUUGAGUAUUAUUUCCAUGCUUUCAAGCCCUAAUGAUGAAUCCCCAGCAAACGUUGAAGCUGCUAAGGAAUGGAGAGACGAGAGAGAUGCGUUCAAGAAAAAGGUCCGCCAUGUCGUCAGACGAUCUCAGGAAAUGUUGUGAGAAAGGAGCACGUCGGGGUCGUGCUUGUUUUUUCGUUGAACUAUUUAUGAUGUGGGAGGCAACAACUGUUUGGCAUAUUCGAUGCUAGACCUUGACAGAUGGUGUCAACAAUCCAAAUUGGUCGUAAGAAGGAUCCAAUAAUGUCAUUGCCAUGGUUCUUGUUAUCGUCUGUCAAGUUUUUCAUGAUUUUGGAGGUUUGACCGUGCUUUGUCUAACCAUAAUUUAGACAACCGGUCCUUCAAGACAAAAUGUUUUUUGAUCCCGCCGGAAGUAGGAUUGCAGCACAUCCAUUCAAUUAUCUUUA
Molecule: messenger RNA, 939 nt
Organism: Musa acuminata subsp. malaccensis (wild Malaysian banana)
Lineage: Eukaryota; Viridiplantae; Streptophyta; Magnoliopsida; Zingiberales; Musaceae
Product: ubiquitin-conjugating enzyme E2 7
Biological process (GO): ubiquitin-dependent protein catabolic process; protein polyubiquitination
Molecular function (GO): ubiquitin conjugating enzyme activity
Source: RefSeq, a predicted model, not a curated record